Molecule: messenger RNA, 714 nt
Organism: Penicillium brasilianum
Lineage: Eukaryota; Fungi; Ascomycota; Eurotiomycetes; Eurotiales; Aspergillaceae
Source: the annotation of a GenBank genome assembly
AUGUUCAAAGAACAACCCAGACGCUCUCUCCUCUUCCCCAAGUUCCUCAUCCCCUCAUUCCCCAAGCAAAACACCACCACUCCCUCCUCCCAAGCUCCCUACCCCACCGCCACUUCUCCAAAGUACCUAGACGGCCACCUCUCCUACCUCCGCUGCACCGACUGCGCCGCCCACCUCUGCCUAACAUCCCAGAUCAUCAGCAAAGGUUUCACAGGCCGACACGGCCGCGCAUAUCUCGUCUCCGCAGAACCCGUCGCCAGCGCCGUAUCCGUCAGCGGGUCCUCCUCGCCAACUACAUCCCUCCCCAACACGAUCCUCCAGCACCCGGUCCCCCGACAGCUUGUCACAGGCGCACACACCGUAAGCGAUGUGAGCUGUGCAUUCUGCGGGAGCGUGUUGGGGUGGAAGUACGUUGCAGCAGAAGAGGAGUCGCAGCGGUAUAAAGUGGGCAAGUUUAUACUGGAGACGAAGAAGAUUACCGCCUCUUCGUGUUGGGAAGCUCCCUUUGAUGGGGGCAUUGAUGCGAUCGGGGCGGAGGGGGUUCAUGGAGGGUCGUCGGAUGAGUCGGGUUCUGUGGAUGCGGAGUUUGAUAGUCAGGAUGAGGAUGAGUGUGAGGAUUUGUUUGCUGGGAUAUGGAGUCCUGGGUUGGCGAAUCGGCGACGAAGUCGGAAGAUUGAACGACGGCCUGCGACUGCUUUGUUUGGGAUGUCGUGA